UUCAGAUACAUAAAGCCAAAGCCUUCGAAGAUCCAAACUCUUCUUUCCGUCGCAAACCGAAGGAGCGAAGCUCAAGAAAGAGGGAAACCGCAUUCCGUCGAUGUCCGACCACCGAUUCAUGUCCGAGGACGGCCAUUGUUACAUAAGGUUGCCGUCGGAGCCAGCGAUUACGGAGCGGCAGUGGAUCUUCGAUGAGCUUCCCACGGCCAAGAUUGUCGCAGCGUCGCGGCCGGAUGCUGGUGAUAUCACCCCCUUGCUCCUCUCCUAUACCAUCGAGUUUCAGUACAAGCAGUUCAGAUGGCACUUACUGAAGAAAGCCUCACAAGUUUUAUACCUACAUCUUGCUUUGAAGAAGCGUGCAUUUUUAGAGGAACUUCAUGAUAAACAGGAGCAGGUCAAAGAAUGGCUUCACAAUCUUGGACUAGGGGAGAAUAUACCUACUGUUCAAGAUGAUGAUGAAGCUGAUGAUGUGUCUGUUCCUUUACCACAUGAGGAUAACAGUUUAGUUAAAAGCAGAAACAUUCCUUCUAGUGCUGCAUUGCCAAUCAUUCGCCCAUCACUUGGAGGGCAGCAAUUGAUUUCUGACAAGGCUAAAUUGGCUAUGCAAGGGUACUUGGAUCACUUCUUUAGCAACUUGGAUAUUGUGAACUCUCAAGAGGUUUGCAAAUUUUUGGAGGUCUCGAGGUACUCGUUUUUGCAAGAAUAUGGACCAAAGCUAAAAGAAGGUUAUGUUAAAGCAAGGCAUUUGCCAAAAGUUCAAGAAUUAGAUGAUGGUAAAAGCUGUUGUGCAUGCCACUGGUUUAGCUGUUGCAAUGGUAGCUGGAAAAAGGUUUGGGCUGUACUAAAACCAGGUUUCUUAGCUUUACUGGAGAAUCCUUUUGAUACAAAAAUUCUAGAUAUCAUUGUUUUUGAUGUAUUACCACAUUCAAAUGGAAAUGAUGACGGUCGAAUUCUUCUAGCAAAAGAGACAAAGGAGCGUAAUCCUUUGUGUUUUGGGUUUCAAGUAUUUGGUGGGAGCCGUACAACAAAAUUGAGAAUGAGAAAUAAUGCAAAGAUCAAGGAAUGGGUUGCUGCAAUAAAUGAUGCUGGGUUGCGGCCUCCAGAAGGUUGGUGUUAUCCUCACCGCUUUGGCUCUUUUGCACCACCCAGAGGCUUAACUGAAGAUGAGACUUAUGUUCAGUGGUUUGUUGAUGGCCAAGCUGCAUUUGAAGCAAUUGCUUCUUCAAUCGAACAAGCAAAAUCAGAGAUAUACAUAACUGACUGGUGGUUGUGCCCAGAAUUGCAUCUGCGACGUCCUUUUAGUUUGCAUGGCUCUUCGCGGCUUGAUGCUAUGCUAGAGGCAAAAGCAAAGCAAGGUGUUCAGAUUUAUAUUCUUCUUUACAAAGAAGUCCCUCUUGCUUUGAAGAUCAACAGUGUAUAUAGUAAGAGAAUAUUACUGAACAUUCAUGAAAACAUAAAGGUUCUUCGUUAUCCAGAUCAUCUCUCAACUGGCAUUUAUUUAUGGUCCCAUCAUGAGAAAAUUGUUACCAUUGACAACCAAAUAAGCUUCAUUGGAGGACUUGAUCUGUGCUUUGGCCGUUACGACAACUUUGAACACAAAGUUGGGGAUAUGCCUCCUCUUAUUUGGCCUGGAAAGGACUAUUAUAAUCCGAGGGAAUCUGAACCAAAUUCUUGGGAAGAUACUAUGAAAGAUGAAUUGGACCGUGGAAAAUAUCCUCGCAUGCCCUGGCAUGAUGUUCAAUGUGCUUUAUGGGGACCACCUUGUCAUGAUGUUGCAAGGCACUUUGUUCAACGCUGGAAUUAUGCCAAGAGAAGUAAAGCUCCAAAUGAGAAAACAAUUCCAUUGUUGGUACCUCAGCAUCACAUGGUUAUUCCACAUUACAUGGGAAGUAGAGAAAUGAACCAUCAAAACGACAAACAAAAUGCAAUCCCAGAGGAUGUUGGAAAGCAUACCUUCUCCCGUUCAUGUCAAGAUAUUCCACUGCUUUUACCCCAUGAACCUGAUGGAACAGCAACAACAAAUAGUGAUAAGGUUCAUGGAUUGGAUAGGAUUUGUGGUCUUUCAGAGCAUCCAAAUAAAACUAGCCAAAGCCAACCUGUGUCUUUGAUAAAAACAAAAAUUGAGCAUUCAGUUCAAGAUAUGCAGAUGAAAGGUUUUAUCGAUGAUUAUAGUUAUCCAAAAACUCAGAGGGAACAAGAUUUUAAUAUGUUCGUCCAGCCACCUAUUCAGAAUUCAGACUGGUGGGUAACACAUGAGCGAGGCAGUCAAGUUGUAUCUACAGAUGAAUCUAGACAAGUUGGUCCACGCACGCCAUGCCGUUGUCAGGUUAUUAGAAGUGUCAGUCAAUGGUCAGCUGGAACAAGCCAAACUGAAGAGAGCAUUCACAAAGCUUAUGUUCAUCUUAUUGAGAAAGCAGAGUACUUCCUAUACAUUGAGAACCAAUUCUUCAUAUCAGGUCUUUCAGGAGAUGAUACAAUAAGAAACCGUGUACUAGAAGCAUUAUACCAGCGAAUCAUUCGAGCAGAAAAAGAGAAGAAGUGUUUCAGGGUUAUUAUCGUUUUACCCUUAUUACCUGGUUUUCAGGGUGGCAUUGAUGAUGGUGGUUCUGCAUCUGUGAGGGCAAUAAUGCAUUGGCAGUAUCAAACCAUUUGUAGAGGGUCGAACUCGAUAUUGCAAAAACUUCAUGAUACAAUAGGUCCUAGAGCACAUGACUUUAUUUCAUUUUAUGGCCUUCGAACAUAUGGGAGACUUUUUGAUGGAGGUCCUCUGGUAACCAAUCAGGUGUAUGUGCAUAGCAAAUUGAUGAUAAUUGAUGAUCGUGAGGUGUUGAUUGGUUCAGCAAACAUAAAUGAUAGAAGCUUGUUAGGCUCAAGAGAUUCAGAGAUUGGUAUACUUAUAGAAGAUAAAGAAUAUGUUGACUCAUUCAUGAAUGGAAAGCCUUGGAAAGCUGGAAAGUUUUCUCUUAGCCUUCGCCUCUCACUGUGGUUGGAACAUCUAGGUCUUCAUGCUGGAGAGAUCAGUAAGAUCAGGGAUCCAAUCAAUAAUGCAGCAUACAAGGACAUCUGGAUGGCGACAGCUGAGACAAAUACCAUAAUCUACCAGGAAGUCUUUUCGUGUGUUCCUAACGAUCUUAUCCACUGCAGAGCUACAUUUCGAGAAAGCACCAACUACUUCAAGGAGAAACUUGGGUACACAACUAUUGAUUUGGGUAUUUCUUCGGAGAAGAAGGAUCCUAAUCAUAAAGAACACAAAGGCACAGAUCCAAUACAGAGGCUAGAGUCGGUGAGAGGUCACCUUGUUUCUUUUCCCCUGAAAUUCAUGUGCAAUGAGGAUUUGAGGCCUGCCUUCAGUCAAGGUGAGUUCUAUGUCUGGCCUUUAGUUUUUCUUUAGGCUUAUUUAUCUGAUGCCAUCUUUUUUUAUCACCACGAUAUGCUUCAAAGCAAGGCCAGCAUGACAACACUUGUUGCUUGUAAAUUCUAAUAUAAGGAAAGCUUAGCCAUUCUUUUUGAACAAAGUUGGUAUUCCAAGAAGCCUAUCUGUCCAUUCAACCAUUCUUUGCAAGAACUAUUUUGUAUUUUUUAGGUGUAACUUGUAAAGUUGUCAUUAUUGAAAAGCAUAAUUGCCUGAAAGGGUUAUUGGGGCAAAAUCAAAUUGAUGGAUGUUCUCGCA
Musa acuminata subsp. malaccensis (wild Malaysian banana) is the source of this 3670-nucleotide messenger RNA. Its product is annotated as phospholipase D zeta 1. Gene Ontology annotation, molecular function: D-type glycerophospholipase activity. Lineage: Eukaryota; Viridiplantae; Streptophyta; Magnoliopsida; Zingiberales; Musaceae. Gene Ontology annotation, cellular component: plasma membrane. The record is from RefSeq and is a predicted model, not a curated record. Gene Ontology annotation, biological process: phosphatidic acid biosynthetic process; phospholipid catabolic process; intracellular signal transduction.